GGGUAAUCGGCAUUCGGCACUGUAUACUUGAUUUAGGCGUGCUGCCACAGUCUACUAUAAUCCUACUGAAAUGAGGUAUAUUCAUGAUAUUUCCGGUGGAGAUGUCAUGCGGAGAUGAAGGGAUGAAGAUGCAACCGGAUGUCCAUCCGCCCUUGUUUGCCUCGCCAGCCUGGCUUCACCCGAUGAGAAAAGAAAUACGCAAACGGCAUGCAAAUAAGAAAAUAAAAAUAAACUGUAAGGAAAGUAAUUAUUUCUUUAUUUGAAUAAUUAUUUAUCCAUGCCUUGCUGUUCUGCCUGGAAUUCGCAUAUAUAUCAAUGCGUCAUCCCCCGUUUCUAUCCAUCAACCAGACAGCAUUCUGCACUCGAUCAUCAUGAAGCCUCAACUUCUUCAAGCUCUUUCUCUUCUUCUAAUUCCCUCUGUCUAUGGAGCUCCCGCAUCCAGAAGCAAUGAGGGAAAUCCUCCCCUUCGAGGCCCUCAGAGCCUAAUCGGUUACUCGGAGUCCAACACCAUCACGGAUAAAUCCACCGACGAGGGAAUUAAAUAUACACUCGUCCCGGGCCAGAAGGAUGAUGCAGAUGAUGGAAUUUAUUUUGAUUUCGAGACUGCUGAUAACCCUCAACUGAUUCGGGGGAGUACGGGUGGGACUGAUCCUGGUCCGAGAAAUGAAUAUUAUGAUCGCAUUAACAGUGACAAAUUGGCCCCUCCGGGAACUGACGAGGGACAGACGAUCAAUGCGCAGUGGCCGAUGGGGUUGAGUCACAACAGACUUGGAAAGGAUGGCUCCGGAUGGGCUCGACAGGAAAACACCGUCGUGAUGCCGGAUGCCACUCGGAUGGCUGGUGUUGAUAUGCGCCUGGAGGCAGGAGGCUAUCGUGAACUGCACUGGCAUGUUGCGGCUGAAUGGUCGUUGGUGUUGAAUGGAUCGUGUCGGAUUCAGGCUGUCAAUGAGAAUGGAGAGACCUUUGUGGAUGAUGUUUCCGAGGGCGAUGUUUGGUUCUUCCCUCCGGGCAUUCCGCACUCCAUCCAAGCACUGGAUACUGGAGUAGAGUUUCUUCUCGUCUUUGACGAUGGCUCUUUCUCAGAAGACAACACCUUUCUUGCUUCUGAAGUCUUUGCCCACCAACCGAAAGAAGUCCUAGCCAAAGACCUCGGCGUCCCCGUGGCAGCCUUUGACGACAUUCCCGAAGACGAAUUAUACAUCUUCCCCGGCACUCCGGCCCCCAAAGACAUCCAGGAACAAAACGUCACCACCUCUUCCGGCCAGAUCAAAGGCUACUCGUACCACUUCUCCGAACAGCCUGCCCAUGAAGUCGCAGGAGGAUCCGUCAAGAUCAUCGACCCGGUGUCUUUCCCUGUGGCAAACAACUUCUCUGCUGCUGUUGUUACGGUUAAGCCUGGUGGCAUGCGUGAGAUCCACUGGCACCCGACGAGUGAUGAGUGGACGUUCUUCAUCAAGGGUGCUGGACGAGCGACGCUCUUCUCGGCGCCGAGUACGGCGACGACGUUUGACUAUCGUGCGGGUGAUGUGGGAUACUUUCCGCAGUCGAAUAGUCACUAUAUUGAGAACACGGGCGAUGGGGACCUGGUGUUUUUGGAGGUGUUGCAGGCGGAUAAAUUUACUGACGUCGCCCUCGGUCAAUGGAUCGCUUCUAACCCGCGACAGAUCGUACAGGAUACGUUGAACCUGAGCAACAAGACCAUCUCCAGCCUCAAGACGGAGAAACAAUAUGUUGUGGCUGGAUCGAGCCCGACUUCGAUUGAGAAUUGAUUGAUCAUCCAUAUUCAGUCGUGAAGAGGCCAUACAAUCAUUUUAGUAGUGAUUAGCAGCAGAAGGCAAUAUGUAAAUACUAGUGCGCAGUGAAUUAGAUGAGGUGAAUCUACCAGCACCAGUACCUCGUAGUGUUAUCGACUUAGAUAUACAGAGUGGAAAAACCAGCUUCUGAAAUCUGUAAACCC
This is a messenger RNA of Aspergillus wentii DTO 134E9, 1957 nucleotides long. Its product is annotated as putative oxalate decarboxylase. The transcript has 7 exons. The coding region runs from base 372 to 1769 and encodes 465 amino acids. Gene Ontology annotation, biological process: oxalate metabolic process. Lineage: Eukaryota; Fungi; Ascomycota; Eurotiomycetes; Eurotiales; Aspergillaceae. The record is from RefSeq and is a predicted model, not a curated record.